AUGUUCUUCCUCUUUCGCUACAUUCUCUACUUCCUCUCCUUCUACACCUUCAUCACCAUGUCACUAUUCGCCCUAUAUAGCUACCUCCCUAAUCCUCCACCACUCAUCGGCUUCAUCGCCCGCGCCCUAUCAGCCUACCUAACCCUCAUUGUCAGUGCUGCGUAUGGCACACUCGCAUCGGCGGUUCUCAAACUAUUGGGCCUCCACUACAAGUAUGCGCAGUGGACUACCGGACGUUGCUUCAAAUGGUUGGGAGCCAUCACCAUGGGCAUCAAGUUCGACAUCAUAGACAACGGCCGAGAGAUCCUCGAUUCGAACCGACCCGUCGUUAUUGUCGUCAACCACCAGACCGAACUAGAUGUCCUUCUCCUCGGCUGCGUCUUCCCUUUACACUGCUCUGUCACGGCCAAGAAAUCCCUCCGCAAUGUCCCAUUCCUUGGUUGGUUCAUGACUUUGUCUGGCUCGGUAUUCAUCGACCGUGUUGAUCGCACUCAGGCUAUGAAAGCGUUCGAAGGUGCCGCUCGGGCAAUGCAGGAUAAACAACAGAGUGUUGCUAUCUUCCCCGAAGGUACACGAAGCUAUUCCGCCGAACCUAUGCUAUUACCAUUCAAAAAGGGCGCUUUUCAUCUUGCGGUUCAGGCCGGUGUACCCAUCGUACCAGUAGUGGCAGAAAACUACAGUCGUGUUUUGAAUGUCAAGGCAAAGCGAUUCAACGCUGGUACAAUCAGAGUUAAAGUUCUUGAUCCUGUCCCCACAAAAGGCCUUACUGCUGCGGACGUCGAUUCUUUGACACGCGACGUUAGAGAGAAAAUGCUCAAAACCAUCACAGAAUUAGGAAAAGAUCCCGAAUCUCGAUCCAUCAGUUCGAAGAAGGAUUCAUAA
Messenger RNA from Exophiala bonariae, 882 nucleotides. RefSeq lists its product as uncharacterized. Gene Ontology annotation, cellular component: membrane; endoplasmic reticulum. The transcript is spliced from 2 exons. Bases 1 to 882 code for a protein of 293 amino acids. Gene Ontology annotation, molecular function: 1-acylglycerol-3-phosphate O-acyltransferase activity. Gene Ontology annotation, biological process: phosphatidic acid biosynthetic process. The record is from RefSeq and is a predicted model, not a curated record. NCBI's taxonomy places the organism in Eukaryota, Fungi, Ascomycota, Eurotiomycetes, Chaetothyriales, Herpotrichiellaceae.